Molecule: messenger RNA, 1655 nt
Organism: Nelumbo nucifera (sacred lotus)
Lineage: Eukaryota; Viridiplantae; Streptophyta; Magnoliopsida; Proteales; Nelumbonaceae
Product: WRC protein
Source: RefSeq, a predicted model, not a curated record
AGAAACUCCUGCUGCUAUUGCUUUCUACUAUCUACUGGGGGAUUUGCACCUCUCUCUCCCUUUGCCGAAAUCCCAACUGCAAAAUCUUCUCCCUCCGCCGGUCUGUCCUCUUUUCUCCUCGUCCACUCCAAACCAAUUCGUCCGAUCGUCUGAAUCGAUGAGGAUCAGAAAGCGAUCUGUGCCGCUGCCUUUCACUUCCCUAUGCCCCGUCAGUCUACCAGAUCCCCAAGUCCCCAUGCUACCACUACCAGCAGAGGCACAACGGGAGCAAAACGCACAGGCACGACGAGAUGCUGCAGCCAUGGAGGGAGAGAGAGAAACAAUGGGGUUGCACCCAAAUGAAGAUCGCUCCCUAGAAGCAGAGAACGUCCAUCUGAAUCGGCCUCCAAGUUCCCCCAAUCAAACCCUGUCGGAGGUGGUGGGGGUGAAGGAGGAAGAGAAUCGACCCCGCUCAGAGUUGCAACUGGUAAUGAAAAGGAGAAGGGGUGGUUGGAUUUGCUCCGAUGCCGCCGAUAGACACCACCAGCAAACCAAGAAAGAAUAUUGCAUGCGCCCCAUUAAUGGAACCCCGGUCAACGAGGAAAUCGAUCUUCAAAGAGAAGAGAAGAAAGAUGGAAGAAGUUGGAGCUCUGAGAUUAACACUAUCAGAAAGGGAAGUAGUUUGGGUUCAGAAGCCGGUGAUGGAAUUUCGCUGCUUCCAUCUUCCUCCGAUCAAGAGGUUGGGAGAUGGUGUGAGGGAGAGAAAGCGUUUCCACUGAAGAAGAGAAGAGGGAGACUCGGGCGAACAGCAGGCGGCGGAACGAUAAUGGAGAACGAGAAUAAGAUGAAGGCUACUAACCUGAAAACCAAGACGAACAAGAAAUGGGUUAAGCUAGAAGACGAAGAUGAUGAAGAAGAAGCAGAAGAUCAAGAAGAACAAGAACAAGGAACAAUACCGAAGCAGCAAGGAGUCAAUGGUAAUAACAAUACUAACGUGAAGAAGAGAGGGAGUGGUGGUGGGGUGAUCAUGGAGGGCUCGAGGUGCAGUCGUGUUAAUGGGAGGGGAUGGCGUUGCUGCCAACAAACACUCGUCGGUUACUCUUUGUGCGAGCACCACUUGGGUAAAGGAAGACUUAGAAGCAUGAGCAGCGUCCGCGGCCGUGCCUCCGCCGGUGCUAAGAAAGGACGACCAUCGUCAUCGUCGGCAGAGAAACAAUCGGAUGAAACCUUGCCAGGUGAUGGGGAGGUCGAAGAUUAUGAAAAGCCAUUGAUGAUCACAAAGAAAAGAAAGAAGAUCGGUGUGGUUAAAGCUCGAUCCAUAAGCAGCUUGCUUGGCCAAACACAAAACUGAACAAUUCAUGGUUUUGAAGCUAAUGCAUAAGUAAAUACUUGAUCUAGUAUCUCUGUACUAUUCUGUUUUCCUUCUCUUUCUGUCCAAUGCAUUUCGUUUUCUCUUUUCUUUCUGGGUGUGAAGAAGGAGAAAGAGAGAUCUUUUUUUCAAAUUUGUUAAGACGAUUAAGGUUAGAUCAGAUGAGGAGAUAGACAAUGUUUAGUUUAAUCCAGUCACCGAUUAAUAGAUGGUUGGUUAGACUGAUGGGUUUUCAAGGAUUCAACCGAUCAAGGGAAACUCAAAUUGGAUACAAUUAAUUGUUUGUAUGGAUAAGAAUAUUUGUUGA